AUGGACGCGGAUGAUAGUGAAAAUCGGUAUAUGGGUACAGAAAAACAUGUUUAUAAUCCGAUAAAAUUAAUUUCCGUUUUCGAUCCAACGGCGGACCGGUUAUUAAAUUAUAACGAAGACGGAAAAAUAACAAACUAAAUCGAUUACUGCAGCACAAACUGCAACGGCUGUCUGCGCCUAAGUGAAAACCCGUACAUAAUCGCAGGAAACUACCGAGUCGUCCUGGGACGCACAUCGGUGCGCAAGGCUGCCGACCAAUCGUCGACAUCCGGAGAGUGUGCCGUCGAAUCUGUAGUUCAGACAGGAGUACCAUCGAGUAUAUAUGGAAAAUCAAAAUCAAAAUCUCAAAUUUAUUCGUCAAAUAAAUUGCAGGAGAUAUGGCUUGAAUUCGGUUUGCGAAAUAGUAAUUGUGAACCCAAUCACCGAGACAAGUAAUAAUAAUAAACAAUGUAAAUAAUCGUGAUAUGACAACUGUAAAUAUUAACGAAAAUUGAACGAAGGUAAAACAAAUUUCGAAAGCUAUUUAUUUUGGAAAAAUCAAACAAUUAUACGUAGAUCAGAAUACAAAUGUUUUGCUUUUAUCGAAUUUUUUGUAAUUCAAAUCACUAGUCAUUGUUUUAUAUUCUAUCAAAAUUAUAAUUAAGUGUCGUAGACACGUUCGAUCACGACGCAAUUAUUAUUUUCAGAAUAUUUCAGGAAAUCAUACGCGUCCCCUCUCGUCAUCCGAAUUUGUCGUCGUUUAUUUAGCUUAAUUUCUCUCCCUCUCUCUGUCUCUAGCCCGUUGUCGAACCAACGCUGUCGGGGUCUUGCGUCUGAUCGACACAUCGACACACACUACGCGAUUAUAAUGCACACUUAUAUCGUGGACGAGAGGGGAUCGUAUGGAGUAUGCUCGACGGUGCCGAACCGGGUCAGUCGCCUUCCCCCGCGGCGGCCAAUAUUCCUACUACGGAAUCACUAUAAGUAGGUACAUGACGA
Molecule: messenger RNA, 978 nt
Organism: Cinara cedri
Lineage: Eukaryota; Metazoa; Arthropoda; Insecta; Hemiptera; Aphididae
Source: the annotation of a GenBank genome assembly